UACUUAACGUUAAUUCUUCAGGGUGAAUGUCAACUUUGGGCAGAAACCAUUUGUUUUUGGUAUUGAGGCUUUUGCACUGGAGGAAAGAAUGAAGCAGCAGAUGAUGAUUGAGAAAAUAUCACUGCCUCUUAACAUUAUUCAUCGGCUAGUUCGUUCCAACUUACAACACUAUGGGUAUCAAGAUACACUAAAUUCAUUUGAUUUGGCAAGUAAAAGUACACUCCCUCCUAUUCCUGUAGCUCAAGAAAAUGGCAUUGAUGAGCAAGCCUAUACAUAUGCACUAAGCCACAGAAAGAUUCUUUGUCAGCUUAUGAAUAGUGGAGAUCUUGAUUCUGUGUUUGGCAAGCUUCGAGAUUGGUAUCCUCAGAUAUUACAGAAUAAAUCAUCCAUUAUUUUUUUUUUCAACUGCAUUGUCAGAAAUACAUUGAACUUGUUCGGGUUGGGGACAUUGAGGAUGCUGUGAAUAUGCUAGGGCUGAAUUGGCGAGAUUUUUUGGGAUUGCACAGAUACCUUAUAUACUUCAGGACUGCAUUGCUUUGUUGGCGUACGAAGAACCCAUGAAAUCACCUGUUUUGUAUCUUCUUGAUUUAUGCCAGAGAGAAGUCGUGGCAGAUGCACUCAAGAUCCAGAGAGCUGUUUACAGUCAUGCCUCGAGAGGUUGCUGAGGCAGCUGACUGCUUGUUGCUUUGAGAGAAGGUCAUUGAAUGGUGAUCAAGGAGAGACAUUCCAACUGCACAGGGUUCUACAGAGCGAGGAGGAGGGGAAGUCAUAACGUAUAUUUGCACUUUGCCCCUCUAUAUGAAUCUCCCUUCUUCCAAUGGCUGACUCUUUUGUGCGGAUGACAUUACUUGUAUAGGUGAAAUUGGUUUCAGCUUUGGGCAUGCUGGUGUAGAGGCCCCGCUAUUUUAUAUACUGUUCAGGAUGUGGGAAUAAGUUGAGCUUCAGCCCACAUGUUUGAGGAUUAUUAAUGAUAAGCCAAUAUACCCUAUUUAGAUA
Macadamia integrifolia is the source of this 996-nucleotide messenger RNA. RefSeq names its product ran-binding protein M homolog. The coding region runs from base 89 to 463 and encodes 124 amino acids. The transcript is spliced from 7 exons. NCBI's taxonomy places the organism in Eukaryota, Viridiplantae, Streptophyta, Magnoliopsida, Proteales, Proteaceae. The record is from RefSeq and is a predicted model, not a curated record.